AUGGUCGCCAGCUCGAACGGCGACCCCUACACUCCCUUCCCUCACCUGACCGUUAUCGAGGACGGCGUCCAGUCGUCCGAGGAAGGUUCUGACCUUCACUCGCCCGUAUAUGAGCCCUCGUACGCUAGUCCCGACGGCCGGUAUCCCCUAGGCCCCUUCCACUACGACUCUGUCGCCACCCAACUUCUACCACCGCCCUCCGCCUUUGACGCUCGCUAUCCCGCGCCGGCAAUGGACCCGCAUUCCCGAGAUCACCAUAUCAUAGAAACCCUACAAGUCCCGAGCCCUACGACCAUUCACCAUCAUCUGUCGCCCCCGCACCUUCCUGCCGACCUCUCCCUUCACACUCAUUCCAUGCUCGAUAUGGCGAUCUCGUCACCCCGCCUUCAUUCUGGCCUUAUGAAUUCGUCCUCCGAAUAUUCCAUCCACCUCUCCCAGCACUCUCGCGUUCCUGAACACCAGCUUCGCCUCUCAGCUGAUCCGACCCAAUCUUUCCCUUCCCGACAGCCCACGACGGUACCGACCGCCGAGCCGAAGCCCCAGAUAUCCCUCUCUUCCGCUUCUGGUCCCGUGAGGGGAACCUCGUCGGGCAGCAACCCGAGCCCAACCCGCCCGCCCCGGCGGGAGGCUUCUACCGUGGUCAUCGCCUGCCGACAAUGCCGCGCGCGGAAGAUCCGUUGCGACUCCACCCGCCCGUUCUGCCAUAACUGCGUCCGGCGCAAUAACGAGUGCGAGUACGACGCCGUCCCGAAGCGACGCGGGCCUGACAAACGGCCCGGGACGCGGCAACGCUCCUGCAAGAAGCGCCCCUUGGACGCGGACCCGACGAACGGGUUCGCAAAGAAGAAGCGCAGGACGAGCUCAGAGGGUGAGAGCGACGCGCUCUCCUUCGACGCGAAAGUGAAGGAAAACGUAACAGGCGGUGCCAGGAGAGGCCAGUUCCCGUCGCGAGGUCCGCUGGAUGACACGAAUGCCAUCCACAUCCCGCCGUUGUAUAUCGAUACCUCGAUGUCUCCGCGCGAGACAGAUCCCGACGCAAUAUACCCAAAAGAUGAGCUCUCACCAUCCUUUCGUCGCUCUUCAGUGAUCAUGGACUACUCCGAUCCCGACAAAGCUUUUGCGCGCCCCGUGGAUGUGAACAUCUCUCCCCAUCUCGAUCAGGACAAGCUCGACUUUAUACCACUCUCUUCCCCAGUCGACGCCGCCUGGUGGGACGAACUUCUCGACCAGUACAAUCCGGAAUCACGAGACCAGUCUCUACAUGCCAUCGUUCAGGACCUGCAAUUUCUCUUCAAUCACAGCGGCUAUUGGCUCUCCUUCAUCAACGUCGAUCUCUUUUUCGAGGACCUGCAUAAUCCACAGUCUCGGGGCCGUAUGGAGCCAGUCGUCAUGUCCGGUCUCGCCAUGGCUAUUCUGAUGAAGUCGAGCGAGAUGGACUUGGGCGGCCGCGGCCGCGAACUCGCGCUCACCUUGCGCGAUCGCAGCCAAGCUUGCUUAGAGCUGGCCUGCCGCAAUCAAGCCCUGGACUACAGCAUGGCCGAAGCGGCCCUCAUCCUCGCACUCUUUGAGUCUUCAGCUCACCCGCUCUACUCUCCCGAAAGGGCCAAAGAGGCACUUCAGCUUAUGGAUCAAAUCAUACACGUUCUUUCCCUCCCCUCAAUGGACCGUGACGACCCCUCAGCCAGCAGUUUCCGGCCGCGCGAGGUGCCAAUGGUGGACCUGCCUGACCGCUACGAGACCCCUUCGCGCUGCCGUUGCCCGCCGCCGGCGACAGGCUUCCUGGUAGAUUCUGCUUCGCUGAACCUGAUGGAGAACGCGCGCUGGGACCAGAACGCGUCCGUGACCGAGAUCCGGAAGGAAGAGUGUCGGCGCCUUUGCUGGUGUGCGCUGACGCUCGUCUCGGCGUAUACGGCGCAGUGCUCCGCCUUCCACACGGAACCGGCCCCGCUGAACCUUGCGGAACCCUCGAAGUACGCGCUGCUCUUCCCUGGCGAAGCCUUCGAACGCGCUGCGGGCCAUCAGCAGACGUCUGGCCAGUCGCCGAAGGAGUCCGUCUGGGCGCUCUACUGCCGGAGCAUGCUCCUCUGGAACUCGUACUCCUGCAUCCAGCGGGACGAGGGCCUCUCCACCGACGAGCGCGCCCGGUUCGCGAUCGACGCUUUCCAGGAGGCCCAGGCCAUCCAGGACGCCCUCGACAUGCACCUCUGCAACUCCAACACCGCGCUCAUCUACAUCGCGCGCGAGUACCUCUACAACACGCGGAUGACCAUUACGUAUGAGCUCCGUCGACUCCAGGACGGUGACAUGCCGCCCCUGCCCAUGUUCAACCGGCGCCAGGCGGAAGAGUGGCUGCUCUACCAGGAACAAGUGGCUAAACGCGCCCAGCUAGCGGUCACCAAACUGAACGAGCCCCAGGGCCAGCAGCUCUCGCGCCGACCGUUUCAGGUCACCUGGUUCGCGAGCCAAGUCGCGAUCUGUCUCGGGCUCUGGGAGUACAACCACUCGCUCACCCACGCGCUCGACCUCGCCAAGGCGUUCCUCGUCCCCCUCGAGGCGCUCAACCUGCUCUGGCCGUGUCCAGAGCAAGGCACACGCAAGGACGAGCUCCGCCGCAGGCUCGAGGCCGCCUGUAGCGAGGCGAUGCAACACCCGCCCCCUUCCGCAGAGGUCACGAUGCCGUCCGCGAUCCUGCGCCGCGGGCCCGCCUCUGCCAUGUAA
Molecule: messenger RNA, 2718 nt
Organism: Epithele typhae
Lineage: Eukaryota; Fungi; Basidiomycota; Agaricomycetes; Polyporales; Epitheliaceae
Exons: 12
Coding region: 1-2718 (905 amino acids)
Biological process (GO): regulation of DNA-templated transcription
Cellular component (GO): nucleus
Molecular function (GO): DNA-binding transcription factor activity, RNA polymerase II-specific; zinc ion binding
Source: RefSeq, a predicted model, not a curated record